GUGAAAAAGCAAUGUUCCUUUGUAACCUUGUAGAUUUUGCUGAUAUUUAAUUACCAUAGCUCUAGAAAAAAGGAUAUCACAUAAUGAAGAACGGAUGGAGGAAAACAGCGUCUGCACUGCUUUAUGCCAUGCAUUUCAUUGUCAGUGACAGCAGGAAUAUAUCACAGGAGAAGAAGGGAUCUCAACAGAGUUCUGUUGUCAGUCCAAUCACCCCUGAAACAUCAGGUGGAAAUCCUUGAUUGGGAGACAAAGAAACAGCUAUGCUUCCUAGAUAAGGUGGAACCAAAUGCCACAAUUAGAGAGAUCAGAUUGAUGUUCCAUAAAUUAUAUCCUCGGUGGUAUCCAGCAAGGCAAUCAAUAAAACUUGAUCCAAGUAUUUUGAUAGAAUAUACAGGUCCAUUGUUCAUCUAUUUUCUGUUUUAUUUCCGCAUGACUUUUGUCUAUGGACUGGAUGAGAGGUUUACAUCAAGUCCGCACCCAGUAGUUAACUUUGGCAUGUAUCUGCCAUUCUUUCCACUACAUCCAAAGGUGAUUGAAACAGUAUUUGUUCAUCGAUUCUCCCGUGGGACUAUGCCACUGAGGAAAAUUGUGAAGAACUGCUUUUAUUAUUGGGGAUUUGCAGCUUGGCUUGCAUAUUACAUCAAUCAUCCUCUUUACACUCCUCCCUCUUAUGGGAAAAAACAGAUAAAUUUUGCUGUGAUCAUGUUUCUGCUGUGUGAAGCUGGAAAUUUUUCCAUUCAUGUUGCACUCAGUGACCUCCGGAGAAAUGGAUCCAAAGCCCGUAAGAUCCCAUAUCCAACAAAGAAUCCUUUCACAUGGCUGUUUUUCUUUGUAUCUUGCCCUAACUAUACAUAUGAGGUGGGGACCUGGAUCAGUUUCACAAUCAUGACUCAGUGUGUUCCAGUGGGGCUGUUUACCUUGCUUUGCUUCAUUCAGAUGACAAUCUGGGCAAAGGAUAAACACUGCACCUACUUACGAGAAUUCAAGGAUUAUCCAAGUCAUAGAACGCCAAUUAUUCCCUUUUUGUUGUAAGAAAAGAAGGUUUAAUUUGAAUAUUGCACAGAAUUUCAAGAAGAAAAUCCUCAUAAACCUCCUGCCAAAUAAAUGAAUUAAUUUAAAAGAUUUUGGUGCAUGUUUAAUCACCACUGCUAAGGGAAAUUGUAUGCACUUGAAAGCUACACUUCCUUACAUUCAAGAAUUCUCAACUCACAAGCACCUUAAAAAAAUAAAGUUUCAUUGCACAGCUGGUAGUCGAAAGCCCCUGCAGUUCACUGUAACCUGACUGACUUAGAUUUUUCUAUACUAGCCUGUUUAGAUGAUGGAUCAGAAAUACUGAGAAGUCUGUGCUGAAAGCAGCUCCAAAUUUAGCAGCGGCAUUCUGCAAGACAGAAGUCAUUGGAAGGAGGACAUACCAGCUAACUACUAGAGCUCAGUUCAGCCAGCACGGCCAGCUGGCCUGGAGGACAGUUGCAUGAUCUGCCUUCUUUGACUUGAAGAAGAGUGUUGCUGCCUGGAGGCAGGUGCUUUGUAAAAAUAACAUUACCAAAGAUUAUGACGGUUCUUGGAAUAAAGAAAUAGGCAAUAUCUCAAAAACCUGAUUUGGGUCUAACCCCUAAUUUGCCAAAGAGUCUGAAGUAAGAAGUAUUUGUGUAUUUGUGAAUGUAACAUCCCCUGUUGGGGAUUUUUUGUUUGCUUUUGGUUCUUUCAUUAGUAAAUUGCAUACUAGUAAGUAAGGUUCAGAAGCAAUCUGAUCAAUAUCUUUGAUACUGGGCCUGUUUUCAUGUAACAAGUCCUUACAAUACUAAAGGACCUUUUACCCAAGCAUUUUACAUCAAGCUUCUUGGAAUAGUUUUUAAUACACUUUGUAAAUAGAUGAAGUGACUGCUAGUCCUCAGAAUGCUCUUCCUAUUUUCAGAGUCAGGGAGAAAAAUUAGCUACAUUUUGGACUUCCUGUGUUUUCUUUUUCACAAGAUGUUCAGUGUGACUUAGUUGGGUUUUGUGUAAAUCUGAUAAAAAAGGCUAUUGAAAUCUAUCUGAAGGAUAUUUUAAAGAAGCUAUUUUAGAAUAUGAAGAGAAUGCAUAGAUAAUGUUUUGUUUCACAAUUACUUUAUUUAUCUAUAAUGGAUGUAUAGAAAGAUUUUUGCAACUUUUUGUAAGGAUGCAAUAAAUUCUAGACUAUGUUUUGAAAUCAGUUGAAAUAAUUAUGGCAAAAAGAGAAGGCUACAGCUGGUUGCUGAAGUUUUGUAAUAUUUUGUACAGUACAGAGCAAGAAUGCCCUUAUAAAAAAAAAUCUACAUCAAUUCAAGAACAAAAACUUUCAAAGUAGAAAUACAUGACCCAGAUUUUAUUUCUGUAUAACAUAUCUUAGAGAAGAUUUCUUAGAAAUGGUUAGAUCUGGUAGAUCACUGAAGCAAU
Molecule: messenger RNA, 2415 nt
Organism: Chiroxiphia lanceolata (lance-tailed manakin)
Lineage: Eukaryota; Metazoa; Chordata; Aves; Passeriformes; Pipridae
Gene: TECR
Product: trans-2,3-enoyl-CoA reductase
Exons: 12
Coding region: 124-1032 (302 amino acids)
Biological process (GO): very long-chain fatty acid biosynthetic process
Molecular function (GO): oxidoreductase activity, acting on the CH-CH group of donors
Source: RefSeq, a predicted model, not a curated record